CCUGGGACCCGGACUUAUGCAAAUUUAAGUAAACAGAAAAGUAUUUCGCUUUUUGUUUCAGAAAUUGUCAGUUUUUUUAUUAAAAUAUUGCAUUGAAACACACCGUAUGAAUAUUUCAUGGUAAGAAGUUUGGCAAGUUUAAAAACCUCUUACGAAAAGAGUUCACAAGAGUGAAGAAUCAACCUUUGUCCUUUCGACAUCUCCGAGUAACGUAGUCAAGUUUAUAUUUGAAGAUUUACGUACAUUGAGCUGUCAAACGUUAAAACUUCCUCAGAAACUUGUGAACUGUUAUAAAAUGCCGAGUGUCGAUGAGUUGGAAUGCGGUUGCUGUUGUGAACUUCUCUGUAACCCGACAACAUUAACGUGCGGUCAUAGUUUUUGUCGUUACUGCUUGGCAAAAUGGUUUGUCACAUCUAACAAGCCAGAAUGUCCUUUAUGUCGACAAACCUGGAGUGGAUUCCCGCAAGUCAAUAUUACAUUAAGACGUGUCAUUGACAAAUCGUUUCCCGUGAAAAUCGUUGAACGGCAAAAAUCACAAGAAAAUACGGCGGAUUAUCACGAAGUUUUGCAAAUGUUUGAGGAAUAUGGAAAGAACAAGGAUCCUGAUCAGGUUUUCUCUGAGGAAUACAUAAAGACUGUGAUUGGUGCGAUUUUGUUGAUCAUUGUGGCUGCUGUAGUCAUUUUGUUGAUUGCUAUUUUAUAUUGGCUAUUCUUCACAGGAGAUACUCAUAGUAACUCCAUCUACUCCAAGCCUGCGUACUUGUGGUCGGUGAACGAAGUGGAGACCUGGGCCGAGGCAUUCAGCAAGCAGUUGGGUCAUGAUUAUUCCCGGCAUUUUCAAAAUUUGAAGAUUGAUGGUGAACUGUUGUUAUCGUUGAAUGAAGAGGAUCUCAAAACUCUCCCGCUCAAUGUGACCAUCAAUCUUCAUAGGAAACUCAUCCUUGCUGAGAUCAACAAACUCCAAGCAACUGGUAUAAGGACACCAAGGGAUCUAUGGGAAUACAAAAAUGCAAACAGAAUUUCAUCAGUUUUCCUCCUAUUCAUGUUACAAGAAUUUCCACGUCUUACAUUAUUUUGUUUUCGCUGCUUCAAUUACAACCAUUUUUUUCGACCCUUCAUGGAAACCGUGAUCAGUGAACCGCAGGACUGUAGUUCAUUAAGUGGCUAUAACAUUGAUAAUUUGUGUGUAGAGAAAGAAAUCACAUUGGUGGAUAGAUGGUGGUUUUAUCUUGAAUGUCUUCUAUUGCCAUUUUUGCCUGUAGCAAAGUUUUCUUAUCAUUUUGUGAAGAUUCAUUUCUAUACAGUGUGGAUGAUCAUUGCCCAUUGUACAAUGCUCACUGUUCAUGAGAUUGUACAAUUUUUCAAUGCUGAAAAAAGUUGGAAUGCGGCACUUACAACUUACACCGAGGCAGUCUUCUCAUUUAUCAUCAGAAGUGUAAUGUACAAGAUUGCAACAUGGUUUGCACCAUCCUUCAUCUUGGAUUUCUAUUUUAUCACUAAACUUUACUAUGGACCUUUUGAAACAGCUCACAGAGUAAGACUUGAAUAUUUGAGGAGAAGCAUUCUCCGAGGACUUAAUGUUUUGGUAGCUGCUGCAACGCUGGAGAGAUCUCUAAGAAACCUAUUCAACAUUAGACGAGGAAACCACAGGAGAUGACUAUUAUAUCUUGUUGGAAAUUACUGGGUUACUGAUUUUUGUAAUUUUUAAGUAAAUUUCUGUUUGUAGUUUAGUUUUUAAGUUCAUGUUUAGUUUUUUAUUAACAAUCAUCACAAAUUUUAUGGUUACGAUGUUUUAUACUAGAAAUAGAUAUUUUUAAAUAAAACUAAUUUAGAAGCCA
This is a messenger RNA of Xenia sp. Carnegie-2017, 1838 nucleotides long. RefSeq names its product bifunctional apoptosis regulator-like. Bases 296 to 1657 code for a protein of 453 amino acids. Gene Ontology annotation, biological process: proteasome-mediated ubiquitin-dependent protein catabolic process. The record is from RefSeq and is a predicted model, not a curated record. Gene Ontology annotation, cellular component: nucleus. NCBI's taxonomy places the organism in Eukaryota, Metazoa, Cnidaria, Anthozoa, Malacalcyonacea, Xeniidae. The transcript is spliced from 6 exons. Gene Ontology annotation, molecular function: ubiquitin protein ligase activity; protein binding; metal ion binding.